Messenger RNA from Etheostoma spectabile (orangethroat darter), 1109 nucleotides. It is a transcript of the gene pln2, whose product is annotated as phospholamban 2. NCBI's taxonomy places the organism in Eukaryota, Metazoa, Chordata, Actinopteri, Perciformes, Percidae. Gene Ontology annotation, molecular function: ATPase inhibitor activity. The record is from RefSeq and is a predicted model, not a curated record. Gene Ontology annotation, biological process: negative regulation of ATPase-coupled calcium transmembrane transporter activity; negative regulation of calcium ion import into sarcoplasmic reticulum; negative regulation of heart rate. The transcript has 2 exons. Bases 323 to 484 code for a protein of 53 amino acids. Gene Ontology annotation, cellular component: membrane; sarcoplasmic reticulum.
CUCUCUCUCUCUCUCUCUCUCAUGGUGUUUACAGCUUCGGAGAGCGUUGCAUAUCUGACAUUUCUCUCUCAAACUCCAACCAGCUCUGUUCUCAUCUGAAAGCAGCAGGGAGAAGACAGAAAAGAGAAGAGGUCGCUGUUUUUGUGUUGUGUAACCAGGACUGAUCCACUUCAGGACUGAGCUCAUCUCCAAUCUACCAGCAGCGGUUUGAUUCCCUGAUUUCGCCUCCUUAAACCAGCCGGGCCAGCCCAGUCCAGCUCCGCUCGGUCCCGCCUGAGCCAGCUCUCUCCUCUCUUCUGAUCCCAGCCAGGCCGCCGUCUCCAUGGAGCGCGUUCAGCACAUGACCAAGUCGGCCAUUCGCCGAGCGUCUCAGAUCGAGGUGAACCCGCAGACCAAGAGGAACCUGCAGGAGCUGUUCGUCAACUUCACCCUCAUCCUCAUCUGCCUGCUCCUCAUCUACAUCAUCGUGCUGCUGAGCAGCUGAGAGCGGCACAGCCACCCGCCGAGGGAGUUGGGCAUGGCGGUGCGGCUGGGGGCCAGGGGAUUGGCUGAGAUAUGGGCUUUCCAAAACAAUAUAAAACAAUAAUAUUCUGGCUGCACCAUAUAUUGCACUCACCGUAUUAACUGCCGCAAUACAACACAAUCAGUAGGAAACUGCACUUUAAAAAAAGGUUUCAUUUAAAGUCCAUUCAAUGUUCAAUUUGUUCAAUACACCAACGUCGGAAAUGAUUUCCUUUCAUUAUUUAAAAAAAAAUUCAACAAGGAAUUUGUUGUAUGUUAGCAGAAACACUGAAAGCAGCAGAACUGCAGAUCUGAGUCAGUUAGAUGUGUGCUGUAUGUAUUUAAGUAAUACUUUCAUUGCAAAAAUUGAACAACUUUAUUGCAUAUUUUCCUCAUAUCAUGCAGCCCUAAAUGAUAUCAGCCUAACCCUGUUUGACCACAUCUAUAAAGACGGAUCAUGGAGGUCAAAUUAAUCCAUGUGAAUACAAUAAUGGCCAUACCCUCUCGAGUUGUUUCCAUCAGAGCUGAUCAGGGAUCAGUUUGCCCGCCUCCCGCUCUGGAGGGAAUGAUCAACAGUUUCAACUACACUCAUAUACUGUGUGUGUGUG